Aspergillus novofumigatus IBT 16806 is the source of this 500-nucleotide messenger RNA. RefSeq lists its product as uncharacterized. The transcript has a single exon. The record is from RefSeq and is a predicted model, not a curated record. Bases 201 to 383 code for a protein of 60 amino acids. NCBI's taxonomy places the organism in Eukaryota, Fungi, Ascomycota, Eurotiomycetes, Eurotiales, Aspergillaceae.
UUCUCGUAGUUCACCAGAUCCAACUGACGAGCUUCUCGCCGUUAUAGAUGAAAUUGAUAUCUUGCUUCGAAGCUUAGCUACUACCUUGAUCCUGAUUAUCCAAGGCACGCCUUGAGUACAGGGGAUAGAAAGCGCAAUUGAGCUCUGGCCCGAAUUGCCAUAUAUUUCAGCUGCUCAAAACAAAAGAAAAAGCGCCUAUCAUGCCUCGACUAUUUCCAUCCAACCCAGAAGAGGUGAUGGUGAUCCGAAAUGUCACCUCCGACAUCAUCACCCUGAGUCUGCCAUUCGCACGAUUUGGCCGUCUCAAGUUUGGCGCGCGGGGAACACUGGGUGAGCCCUGUCAAAGACAGUAUCAUCAAUUUCAUCCAGCUGACCAAGCCUGAACAGUCAAACUGCCCUCGGGCUCCCUCGCCAUCUUCUCUCCGGUCAGCCUCACGCCCCAAGUUCGCGAGAUGAUCUCCCAGAUGGGCCAGGUGAAAUACAUCGCCGCACUAGAUCUC